AUGAUUGUGACGAAGAAAUUAUAUCUUCCGUCUCCAGAUAUCCCACUUGAUAAGGCUGUUCAAGCAUUUAAAAAUAAAGGACUGAAUGCUACAGACAUGGUUUAUCUUCCUGGAGGUGGUCACAGUGUUGGGAUACCACCUUGUGUUGCAUUCGAAAAUCGUCUUUAUGAUUUCCAGAACACUGGCAAACCUGACCCAACCAUGAAUACAACAUUACUGAAAACCCUACAAACUCUUUGUCCACGAAAUUCUGGCGCAACUGGCACUGGACCCAAAUACCACAUUCAAGAGCCAGCUUUGGCAAUUUCUGCCUUCGUGAGUACUAGUGCGGGGACCGUAUCACUUCCCACCACCCUUUUCGCCGCUGGCAUUGAUGAUAACAUCCUGGCUAAGAACUUCAAGGCUGGUGUUGCCACCAUUCUAGGUCUAAGUUCUGGUCUUGCACCCACACCAUAA
Populus nigra (black poplar) is the source of this 456-nucleotide messenger RNA. Its product is annotated as probable peroxidase 61. Gene Ontology annotation, biological process: response to oxidative stress. Gene Ontology annotation, cellular component: plasmodesma; plant-type cell wall. Gene Ontology annotation, molecular function: peroxidase activity; heme binding. The transcript has 3 exons. The coding region runs from base 1 to 456 and encodes 151 amino acids. The record is from RefSeq and is a predicted model, not a curated record. NCBI's taxonomy places the organism in Eukaryota, Viridiplantae, Streptophyta, Magnoliopsida, Malpighiales, Salicaceae.